Molecule: messenger RNA, 2919 nt
Organism: Penaeus indicus
Lineage: Eukaryota; Metazoa; Arthropoda; Malacostraca; Decapoda; Penaeidae
Gene: ENGase
Product: cytosolic endo-beta-N-acetylglucosaminidase-like
Exons: 11
Coding region: 99-1682 (527 amino acids)
Biological process (GO): protein deglycosylation
Cellular component (GO): cytoplasm
Molecular function (GO): mannosyl-glycoprotein endo-beta-N-acetylglucosaminidase activity
Source: RefSeq, a predicted model, not a curated record
CAGACCUGUUACCACUAGCCGAUAAAAAAAAGUCAAUGCCGCCGGAUUUACGAAUAGUUGCUGGGUUUACCUUCACUUCAAUCUGACAGAGACCAGUGAUGGCUGCUGGAGAUGAGAUAAUUGAAGCUACAUCAGUCACAGAAGACGAGAUUCAUCCCCUGAAUACCUUAGAAGAACUUCUCAAAUGGAGAGAACCAAAGAGAUGUGUUGAAGAGAUACAACAUGUUACACAAUUAUGUUCUUACACUUGUUCAAAUUCAACACCCCAUCCUCUCACUCUUGUGUGCCACGACAUGAAAGGAGGCUACUUAGAUGAUAGGUUCUUCAAGGGAUGCAAGAACAAGGAUGCAUAUAGGUUCUACAAUUGGUCUGGUGUUAAUGCAUUUAUAUACUUUAGCCACUCUCUAGUGACUAUACCCCCUCCAGGUUGGAUUCAUGCUGCACACCUGCAUGGGGUUAAAGUUCUAGGAACAUUAAUCACAGAGUGGGAUGCAGGAGCUGAAAUUUGCAACAAAUUAUUGGCUGACAAGUCAUCAGUCCAGAAUGUAGUACUACAGUUGACCAACAUAGCCAAGUACCAUGGUUUUGAGGGAUGGCUUAUCAAUAUUGAAAACAAAAUCAACCCUGAACAGAUUGGCAGAUUAACGGACUUUGUCGAAAGACUGACGUCAUCUAUGAAGGAAGUUUGUCCUAAUGCAAUGGUCCUGUGGUAUGAUAGUGUCACUAAAGAAGGAGAACUGAAAUGGCAGAAUGAACUGAAUGAAAUGAACAGGCAGUUCUUUGAUGUCUGCGAUGGAAUAUUCCUCAAUUACACCUGGAAUGAAGAAAGCCUUAUACGAUCCAGGGAAGCUGCCGGUGAAAGGAAAUUUGAUGUCUGGGUUGGGCUGGAUGUAUUUGGAAGAAACUUCUAUGAAGGAGGGAAAUUUAAUACAUACAAGGCCUUAGAAGUAGUCAGAGCACAGGAACUGUCAGCUGCCAUCUUUGCCCAAGGUUGGACGUAUGAGACACAGGACAACUUUGUAGAGGCUGAAAGCAAGCUGUGGCUGUCGCUGUCACCCCACCUCUGUCAUCAUGGACCAGCAGAUGUACCUUUUAAAACUUCAUUCUGUCAGGGCUUUGGAGAGAAGUUAUUUUCUCAGGGCGAGGUAGUGUGCAGUGACAGCUGGCAUAACCUAUGCAAACAACAGUACCAGCCUCUGUGGUCUCAGGAAGUUGAUGGUGGGAACUUGUCUUUGGUUACCAGUGACGCUUUUUCUGGUGGAGGCUGUUUAAGAUUAACAACUUCAAAGCCAACUAAGAUCAGGUUGUUGACUUGCAAGAUAAGCUGGAAGGUUGCUCUGGCAAUAUCCCUGGUAUACAAAUGGCAGAGCAAAUCUAUGAUACCUCUUAGCUUGAUUCUUCGGCACAAACCGAUAGCAGGAGACUCCACUGGCCAACCAUUGGAAGAAGACAUCAUCUUGCCUUGUGAGGAGGACACAAGGACAGCAACAAGUGAAAACAGUCCAAGCCUUGUGGUUGACACUGAUGUUAAUGGAUGGAGACAGAAGACGUUCUCUGUGCCAGAGGAUGAAGGAAAGGAAGUUUGUGAGGUAGAUAUUUGGGUUGAUGGAGAGGCAUCAGUUCUCAUAGGAGAGUUACACAUCUACAAUCGUUGCAUUAAAGGUUUGCAAAAAAAUUUGUAAACCAUGCUGGUGGAGCCUAGAAAAAGAGCCUGUAACCUGGAGAAAAUAGUAUAAGCAUUUACUUCUAUAGGAUAGUCAGAGCUAAUUCCACCUACAAGGACAGAUAAACUAGUCAUUAACUGUCAAACCUUUAACAUGACAGAUUAAUAAGCAAAUGUUGCUGUCCUUUGCCUCUUUUACCAUGUGCCUAAGUAUGACAGAUUUAUGCAUAUUUUUGCUUAGAGGUUCAACCCUUCCUGGUAAGUGAGAACUAGCUUACAAAUAGGAGUAUUAUUAUUUUUUGUACUCUGUUAUCAUAUAAGUUGAUGUUGUGAAUGUUAAUUUAUUGGUAAUAAGAAUCAGAGAAAUUGACAUAAACACAAACACAGUAAUGUGUACACAAAGAUGAAAAGGAAAUCAGCUACAGUAAGAUAUGAAUAUAAAUCAUAGCUUUUCAAACUCUUCUCAAGUUCCUCUUCAGAUGAAUAAAUGGAAUUUGAAUUUCCGGUUUGACUUAUUCGUCUGAAGAGGGACUCACGAAGAGUUUGAAACGUUACGAUUCAUAUUCAUUUCUUACUGUAGCUGUUUUCCUUUUUAAUCAGAGAAAUGGUUAUGUAUACAGAACUUAAAAGCCAAAAGUUAGCUUAGUAAAUAAGGUAAAUAAAACUGUCCAUUGAAUUUGAUAGCAAUUUAAAACUAAUCCUAAGAAUACCAAUUUACCAAAUUGCAUUUGGUAAAUUGAUGUAAAUCCAAAUAUUAUGAAAAUUUUCCUCUUGAUAUUUUAAUGUGAUAUUUAUGAUCACCAAUUAUUGACAAAAGCAUUUUUUGAAUAAUUUAUUAUCAUUUCUUCAAAGCAUUCAAAAAUGUAUACAGUAAGUCCCCAACUUAAGAACAUAAUGGGGACAGAGAGGCUGUUUGUAAGUUGAUUUGUUUGUAUGUCGAAAGUAGGGUCUCCAUUACCUUUUUCCCAUUGUUUUAAAGUUUUGUUUACAUUAAGAAUACCUGUAAAUAAAUCCCAAUAGGUACGACAUACCUUAUACAGUACCAGACUCUUGAACUCUAUUCGCGCCCGGGAAAUUUGAAGUUUGCUAGCAUCUAUCAAACAAUUUUUUGGACUUAAGUACUUAAAAAAUUUGGUUUGUAUGUAUGGAAUGUUCAUAAGUAGAAUGUUCUAAAGUAGGGGACUAUCUGUACUUUUGCUUUCAGUGUACUGUAUUUUGAAAAUUAAAAGCUAAACAAAAAUAGAAAUAUUGUUACA